AUGGCGUGCAGCAGACCAAAGCGGGAUGUAUUGUCGAAGGCUUUUGAAGUGGUGGUAGACGGAGUUCUCACAAGCAAGGUGCCCUCACUGGGGAGAGAACUGGGUUUCUCGGACGUCGACAUGGACGCGAUCAAAUAUGAACAUCCAAACGACAUAAUGGAACAAAAAAGGAAGAUGCUGAGUAAGUGGAAAGAAAGACAAGGAACGCAAGCGACCCCUGGCGAACUGAUGGAGGCCUGCAGGAGGGCCAAGCUGCAAGACGUGGCAGACAAAAUCCAGAAGCUGAUCCGUGAAGAUGUGGUGAAUCAGUGUGAAGAUGAACUGAAGGAGUACUAUCGCAGGAACAUGUCCUUCUACACACCACUGAACUGGGCGCCAUGGAUGGAGCUCGACAUCCAAAACCACCACGUGAAAGCUCGGUUCAAGCGAGUCCAUCGUCACGAGGGGAGCACCAAACACAUCGUGAAGUCAGAAUACCUGACAGAAGACGAGCUUCUGAUGGAGGGAGACUCGAGCUCCAGCAGGCAGAACGUCGGUCGUGUUAUCAUCGAAGGGCCACCCGGCAUUGGCAAGACAACCUUCCUGAAUGGGCUGGUCUGUGCAUGGGUGAGUGGGAAAAGGUUUACCCACCAGAAGCUGGUCUUCGCGCUCAAAGGUCGCCAUCUACUCAAGAGUGGAGGUCUUUUAGAAGCCAUCCUUGCACAGAGCCUGUUUCCGGAAGAUCAUCCCGUCCAGAGGAAUCCCGAUCUCAGGGCGCACUUGUGGCAGUGGGUGGAGGUUAACCAAGACAGGGUCAUGUUCAUCAUCGACGGCAUUGCUGAAAUACCAGGGUUCAGAAAGACCUACUCCAGCACAGAGCCGGAACACUUCGUCACCAAGCUGAUCGAGGGUAAAAUCCUGCGGCACAGCAACGUCUUGCUGACAACGACGUCCAUCCAAAUGCUUGACGUCUCGGUCCUGAGAUGGUGCGAUGCCUACUACACCAUGGAAGGAUUCUUCAACGACGACAUCAACAGAUUCGUAGAUACAUUCAACUUCAAGACACGUAAAGCAAAGGCGGAUAUCAAAGACCUGCUCGGAUCCAACACCAGCUUUCUGGAGCUGUGCAGGAUCCCCAUGUUCCUUUGGUUUCUCUGUCUCAUCUGGGACGACAACGAGCACAAGAGCAAGGCAAGAACGGUUACGUCGCUGUUGGAGGAAAUCGUCAGCUUGGCCCUGAGGAAGGCCCUGAAAGGAAAGGAAGAGCUAUCAGAUGAAGAACAAGAAAAGGUGGAGGAACUGUGCAGGCUCUCCUGGGAAAGAACCGUGAGUGGAGAUGUCUGCUUGAUGAGCGAGGAUAUAAAAAACAUCAAAGAUCUCAUGCUCAAGAGCGGCUUCUUGGUCAAGGAGAAGAGUCACCGGGUGGAGUACACAUUCGGGCACACCCUGUACAGGCAACUCUUCGCCGCAAAGCACGUCGUCAAGUUUCCCGACCAGACAGACCUGUACGAGAGGCUGUGGGAACCAAGUUGCCCGUCCAACUCCAGGUACAACCUGGUGUGCCUCUUCGUUGCUGGGCUCCUUGGAGCAAACGCCGGGCCGCUGUUUGAAGCAUUUGCACGGCGAUACAGUAACAUGCUGAAAGACGAGGAGUGUUGCCAGUGCUGCAUCGACGAAGCUGUUACGCUGGCCUGUCGAUGCAUCGUUGAAUCCCGAAACUCUAGGAGUUUUGGAAAGGCUGUGGCAACUACAAUGCUCGAGCACAUGGGAUCAGAGAGAGAGCUGUCAAUCAACUUCUACCGCAAGCAGCUAAAGCUGAACACGUUACUGGGACUGUCAUACGUCAUCGAGAAUAUCAACUGUAUGGAUUCAUUUGGUCGAAUCAACGAGUCACAGAGGCUGUCACUCAUCUUGGACAACCUGUGGAUCCGCAACAAGAGAGGGCUGCUACGCCUGGGGGAGGCUAUCAUGAAGACCCAGUGUGUCCACUCACUUGCCAUUUCCGUCACGGGCCUGGAUGCGAGUCUACUGCAUCCCCAAGGUAAUGACGCGGAAAACGACGACAUGCGCAAGUUCAUGCAGACCAUAGGAAGCACACAGAGUAACGUCGCGAAGUUGUCGCUCACAGCCCAAAUUGACAGAAUGAGUGAGUCUGCCAUACGCCAGGUGCCGAAGGCUUUCAGAAACAACGAAGAGCUGAAGGAGCUGGACCUGUUUGUCAGUUUGUUCUCCAAACGCUGCAGCCCAAUGUGCCUGAGGAUUGAGAAGGAGAGUCAGCAACCGUGUACAAAGAAAGAGCGUAUACAGGUAUUUCUCACCGAUGCGGCUGAAGCCAUAGACAACAUGAAGUGGUUGGAAUCUCUCAAAAUCACGGCCAGCAUUCUCAGAGAGGACGCGUCCCGGGAAACCAUCGUCCCUGUCCUUCAGAGACACGAGGGCAUCACGUCACUCAGCGUGGUCGGACAGGUCAAGGGGCGAGGCCAUCUGACGCUGUACGGCAUCCAGUCCCUGGCGAUGAUCCUCGAACAGAACAGGAAGCUCAAAAGCGUGAGCGUCAGACUCACCACUGUGUCUGACGACGUCAAGCAGAGGGAGAAAGAGACGGAAAGUCCGAGAGACCCAUGUGACACACGAGCAAAGGCGCUUUACAGUGGCCUCGUCAAAUCCACCGUCACAUCCAUAGACUUGCUCUUCAACUGUGUGCUUCCGAGAGAAGCACGGCUGUUUGCCGACAUUGUCAUCAACAACCCUCACCUCACAGACGUCACCUUCUCUUGGCACACAAUGUUUCCAUCUUUCCUGGAAAGAUUGGCAGACGCUGUGGAGAAGAGCGGCACGCUAAAAAGGCUCGCCUUGUGUGGAAAAUUCGGAGACGGCGACUCCCUAGUCAAGUUGAUCCGGGCGGCGCUGCCAGCCAACCCGCCGUCGUCACCACAAGCUGCCGGUGGCAUAUCGUCACUGUUCCUACAAGGCCAACCAUUCCUUGACACAACAAUCGACGCUUUGGUGUCGUGUGUCAAGACCGAAACCAGUCUGGACCGGCCUAUGCUGCUACAUCUCGGCGGAGAGUUGUUUGGUCCACAGGCGGCAGCUGCAUCAAAGAAUCUGGACGCUCUACGGUUGGACAAGGAAGCAUCAGACGACAACUUCAUCAUAUACCACGGUCUGUCAGUGGUAACCGUGGACGAAGAGAAGCCCAACGUCUUCCACUUCGAGACAACAGUGGCCAUGGAGUUCAAAAGGGCAUUGCGAAAGCGGUCAGAACAAAUUGUCAACCGUAAAAAGUCAAGGCAAGAAGAGACAGAAUCGUGAACAGCAUCGAAAACAAGUUACAUGGAAAAAGGUUAUAUAGGGCCUUGCAUGGACCAAAAUCUUAGUGCAGUAGCGCCACCUGGCAGGCUGAUGAAGAACUGCAGCUACAGAAUCAGAAUCUGUAAAUAGAUGUCCAUAUCUUCUGUUGUUUGGGUUUUACACAUUUAAGUGAUACAUACUGUACAUUUCCACUUAUAAAUGCAAUCUUUUAUAAAAAAAAGAUACUCCUGCUAAAACAAAAAUUGCAUAAAAGAUGGCAAGUCUGAAUGGUUGUGUGCAAUGUA
Molecule: messenger RNA, 3575 nt
Organism: Branchiostoma belcheri (Belcher's lancelet)
Lineage: Eukaryota; Metazoa; Chordata; Leptocardii; Amphioxiformes; Branchiostomatidae
Biological process (GO): signal transduction
Molecular function (GO): protein binding
Source: RefSeq, a predicted model, not a curated record